CUGGAGUUUGUUUUAUUGACUGAAUUUUUUAAGAUUUUUUAAUGACAUUUGUUGGUGGGGGGGGUGGUGUUUUAUGUUUGAAGCGAUCAGUAGAAUACCAGGGAACUCAAUGAGAAUUUUGAGGCCCACUGAAUUUCAGAAAGACUGGUGCUUUAGAUAACUUUUUCUUAUAACCAAGAUGUAUUGGUGUAUGAAACCAUGUGCAAUUCUAUGUAAGUGGCAUUCAGCUGUUUGAGCUCUUUUCAAAUUGUCACUGGUUGGUAAAUAAUAAGGUGAAUGGGGUACAUCCAAACUGUAUUACAUUUAACAGUUUAAUAAUUAUGUGUAAACCCGGCCUGCCCCACUGAUAUAUAGUCACUCUAGUAAUGAGGCACAAAUAUUAUUUAAUCAGUCAUGGAGAUGGGCUUGACAUUUGAAAGACGUAAAGAGAGCUAGUCCUUGACUUCUCAUUCUGCUUCUAAGAACCGAUCAGUUAGUAAACAACCCCCUGAGUUAAUGGCUGGGUUUGGAGGAGUUAAUGUCCUUCUGAUAGUAAACUGCUUGUCCAGGAUAUUCCAGAGUCUGCAUUUCAUCUGAAGUGAAUUUUAAAGAUAAAACAGGACUCCUCUUCCAUUGACAAAACUGGGCACAACUAUGGAAGAACUGGAAAGGCUCAACAAAGAAAUUGAAUCUGUCAAGACCGAGGUUGAAGAAAAGCAGAAGAGGCUCUCCAAGUUUACUUUAACACUGGAAGAGCUACCUCGAAGCCACCUUGCCUCCUUGAGUGACACAAAUUUGAGGCAAGAUUUUCUUGAAUAUAAUAGCCUGCUUCAAAAGGAAAAGUGGAACGAACCAUCAAAGAACAAAGAGAGUCAGCCUAGAAAGUAUGUGCUGGACCACAGAUGUCCAGCAACAGAUCUUGAAUAUGAUCCCUUGCUCAAUUAUUCUGCAGGGCUGCUUGGCGCAUCGAAAGCAAGGCAGGAUGAGACUGACACACAGCACCUCUGCCACUUGAAAAAAUCUGGAGGGGAAAAUUGCCACAAGUCCCAAGAGAGCCAAAGACCUUAUGUUUCACCAAUAAGAAUUACAAUAAAUCUUCAAGAAUCUGAUGAAGAUGACCUUGUAAUGGAUGUACCUCCAGUCAUGCCUGUUUCUAAAAAAUCUAAACCUUUGAGAGGCUUCAAAUAUCCGAAUAUGGACAAAAGGAUACAUAUAAUGUCCUCAGAGGAGAGAAAUCUUCAAAUUAGUGGUACGGAAGAGGAAACUCUGGAGAAAACCCAGCUAACCACACAAAGAGAUGAUGACGGAAACAAAUUGGAACCACCAAAACGGCUCAUGCAAGGCUCACUAGAUAUUAAAAGUAACGUAAACUUGUAUGGUGUUAAAAACCACAUUUCUAAGAUGGGAAGCUUUGGUGGUGAGGAAAACUGUGUCUCUGUUUCAGAAGAAAGCAUAACUUGUGCACCUCUCAGUGACAAAGAAAUACAGAACAGAAUUUGUAAUGAGAGGUAUCCACAGAGCAAAAAAUACACAAAAACAAUUUAUGAUACUCAAAAUGAGGAAAGUGAAUGUCAGUAUUCAGACCAGCCCGAAAUCUGUUACUCAGACGAGCAUGCAGAAGACAAAAUGCUGAAAGGACAAGAUAAUAGUCAAGACUGCACUACUUUUGAAGACCGCAUAUUAGUUGACUGUGAUUCUGAUAAGGAGCAUACUGAAGAGGACACUCCCUCGGAUUCGGAUGACACUAGGAAGGAAUGUCUUCGAAUCUUCACUGAGUUCACAGAAAGUGAGGCUUGUGGAGAGACUACUAAACAGGCUUCAGGAAAGCAAAUGGAAUUAGAGAUGUUGUCUUAUCAAAACAUUUCUGGACCAAAAAAGAGAAUUGCACACAUUGCCAAGUUUGAUGUUCCAGCCAGUAAAGAGAUCAUUAGCCCAUUGAGGGAGCCCGUUCCUCCACUAAUUAGUCACCCUGGAAUCCUUCGGGCCCAGCAACAGGCUGUGCAGAUAAUGGCUGACAUAAGGAGUGGGCAGGCUUUUCUUGCAGCCCCUUCAGAACAGAAGAAAACAAUGUUUGCGUGUCCGAUCUCUCAGACCCAAAGGAAAGCAUCUGAAGAAAAUUCGCUUACAACAAACAGCCUUCAUCUGGAUGUGGUUCUAUCAAGGGAAAAGCCAACUGCAAAGCCAAGCAAAUCACACAUUCCUGUGAAAAGUAUUGCUUCUUUCGCUGUGAAGAUGCCGAAAUGCAAGCUGGCUCAUCGGAAGCGGGCUUUGGUCACGCCAGAAUCCUCUUCCAAAGUCCCUGAGGAAGUGAGACAACGCUAUGUCAACCUCUUUGUUGAGAAGUAUUUGGGAGUUUAUGAAACAGAGGAUGAGGCUCUUAACAAGGCUAAAAUAGAAGAAAAGGCCAUUUAUGAACGCUGUGGCGGUAGGAAUAUGUAUGUGAACAUAGCAAUAAGUACUCUUAAGAAGCUGAGACAAGAUGUGUCUGGAAGCAGUAACAACAAAACAACUGGAUUGAAAAAGAAUGAAAAGAGAAGUGCACUCACAGGAAUUACUCUCUACAGACAUCUGAAAGACUACCUUCUAACAGAAGAACAGUUGCAUGAAAAUAACUAUCCCCAACCCAACCCUGACAAACCAGGAAGUAUUCUUUUAACCCCGGGCAUGACAAAAGCUCUUGUGAAUGCCACGUCUAGGAAGAUAUGUUGUCGUUGUGGGAAAAUAUAUGGUGUGACGCCCGCAGGCAAGCACAGCAGGGUGGAAGAAUGUAACUACCACUUUGGCCCCGUGCUGCGUCAUAAAGUCCUCGGUGGCUUAGAGACACGGUACAGCUGUUGUGAAGGUGUCCUUGGAUCUGCCGGGUGUCAGGUCGCCAAGCUUCACGUUCAUGACCAGAAAGAAAACACAGAGGGCUUCGUGCAGACUUUUGUCAAGUGCCCACUGCCUGACAGUAAUCCCGGUGUAUUUGCUGUGAAUUGUGAGGUGUGCUAUACUGCCAAAGGUUUGGAACUCACUCAAGUGACCGUGGUUGAUCCCAGCCUCCAGGUGGUCUAUGAUACAUUUGUGAAACCAGAUGAAGAAGUCAUUGACUACAACACCAGGUUUUCCGGUGUGGUCGAAGAUGACCUGAAGAACACUAAAACAUCAAUCCGUGAUGUCCAAGCCAUCCUGUUGAACCUGUUCAGUGCCGACACUGUACUAAUUGGACAUAGCUUUGAACAUAAUCUGUAUGCUCUUAAGCUGAUUCAUACUUCAGUUGUGGACACAACAGUUCUGUUUCCUCAUCGGCUAGGCUUGCCUCACAGAAGAUCCCUCAAGAGUCUAGUGGCUGACCACCUGCAGAGAAUCAUUCAGGACAAUGGUCACGAUUCAAGGGAAAAUGCAACUGCCUGCAUGGAACUGGUUCUCUGGAAGGUAAAAGAAGACCUGAAAGGAAAGAAGUAAUCCCUUUGCCUGAGCAUAUCUUCAACCCUGCAGUGUUGUUUCAGUGAUGUCUCUGCUGCUGGCAAUAGAGUUGGGUCUGUGAUGGUAUGAACUUU
This is a messenger RNA of Ailuropoda melanoleuca (giant panda), 3518 nucleotides long. RefSeq names its product RNA exonuclease 1 homolog. Gene Ontology annotation, cellular component: nucleus. NCBI's taxonomy places the organism in Eukaryota, Metazoa, Chordata, Mammalia, Carnivora, Ursidae. The record is from RefSeq and is a predicted model, not a curated record. Bases 634 to 3423 code for a protein of 929 amino acids. The transcript has 15 exons. Gene Ontology annotation, molecular function: nucleic acid binding; exonuclease activity.